This is a messenger RNA of Macrosteles quadrilineatus (aster leafhopper), 2133 nucleotides long. RefSeq names its product ankyrin repeat domain-containing protein 54-like. The transcript is spliced from 6 exons. Gene Ontology annotation, molecular function: protein binding. The coding region runs from base 208 to 1221 and encodes 337 amino acids. NCBI's taxonomy places the organism in Eukaryota, Metazoa, Arthropoda, Insecta, Hemiptera, Cicadellidae. The record is from RefSeq and is a predicted model, not a curated record.
UUGGUUCAUAUUGUUUUCGUUUUGUAUUUUGUAUUGUGAUUGUGAUCUGUGAACGUUGUCAUGUUUAAUCUUAAUCAGUCAACAUUGUAAUAUUAGUGUUAGCUAUUUAAAUUGACGGAGUAUUUCACCUCACACCUAAUAGUGCUAAAUUCUAAACAAAAACUUCUUAGGCAAUUUUACUAGUAUUUACUAAUAUUUACUUACGCGAUGGCGUCCGCUGCUGAUUCUGGAUUUGAGACUGGAAAUGAAAGUAACGACAGCACAAUUCAGGAUAAAAUUGUUAAAAAUAUGGUUCUUGAGAAUUCCAUGAAGAAAAUGGCUCAAGAAAUAGACUUCUCAUCUUUGGUAUUCUCCAAGGAAGAUCUCAUGAAGGCUCAUAGUUCCACUGAUGUCGUUUUGCAAGUUCGAGAGUCCAUCUCCCAACUUUAUCCUACCAGCCUGGUGCAUGGAUACGAGUACCAUGCUACACAUCCUUCACACGAUACGGCUUUUGCUCUUAGUUUUCGCCCAAGCAGAGACAUCGGCGGAGUUUUUGUCUCCGGUGGACCUCUGGGAAUACAAUACAAGGGAAACGAGCUCGUCCGCAAGUUGAGGCAUCCGGCUCAUCGCAUCCAUCACUUCAGGUGUUUGCGCCACAGAGAUCCAUCCGACUAUUUCCGAGUCAAGGAAGCAAUUCGGAUGCGUCGGGCGGCCGGUCAGAACGACACGGAGGCGAUGCGUCAAAUGCUCGAGUCCGGGAUGAGUCCCAAUGUGUCGGAUGAUUACAGACGCACUCCCUUGCACAUGGCUGCGUGCAUGGGCUACGCAGAUAUGGUCAAACUGUUGCUGGACUUUGGAGCGGAUCCCAACGCCAAGGACAGGAUCGGCAACACCCCGCUGCAUCUGGCCGCUUGUACUAACAGCGUGCCUGUGAUCACGUUGCUGCUCAAGGCAGGGACUCACAUAUCGUCUACCAACUCUCCUCUCCAGCUGGCGAUCACCAAGUUCAACAUCAUCAAGCGCUCAGCCAUGCCUCACCCCGUGCUCAAGGAACAAGUCGCUCAGGUUAUUUCGAUGCUCACUGAAUACAUGAGGCGCAAGGAAGCACCGAGUCUUGACGCUGAGCUGCUCAACAAGUUUGAGUCGCUCGUUCGAGUGAGCGAUUCUUCAGAACAGGUGGAGAGCGGGAUUUGCGACCUUCUCACUAAUCUCAGUGCACUGGAUAUCUCCAGUUCAUCAUAAUGUCUCAAUCAUUUCCGACCAGACAUUACAUACUUUGCAAAUGAGAUUGAAUUUUAUUUUUCUUUCAAAUUAUUUUAGUUUUUUUUUUCCAGUAAUUGUCUGGUUUUUCUCAUUUAUUAUAAUUACGUUUAACUUUUGCUGUUGUGUUAAACUUUGUGCGCAAAAGGAUUUAUGGUUUAAAAAAAUUAACUUUUCCAAUAUUUAGUCGAAUAAGUAUACUUGUUAUUUUUAGGUAAUGAAACAAUGUAUAUUUUAAGUCUCAGUUUUCUACUCGUAGAAGUGGCAGUUAAAUUAUAUAUUCUGAUAUUAUUCCAUGGAAACUAUAUAUCGUAUUUUUACCAUUAUUGUUAUGCUGCGUAGUACUUUCAGGAGAGGUUCUUUUUUUGUUUUAUUAUUUGUUAGUUAUUUUUAUUUUAUUAGUUAUGUUACAAUAUCCAUACAGUUUGUGGACAGUUUAAUGAACACUCUGUGUACACUUAAAUUAUCCGACUAUCUAAUACUGCCUGGAGACUUAAUAUUUCUACUGUAGUUUUAGAAAGACUGAAUAAUUUAUUUUAAAUGUUAUCAACGUAUAAAGUAUGUUAAAUUAUAACAUAAAUUUACAUGUGUGGUUUAGAAAAACAAAAUGAGUUGACAUUUAGGUCUCAUUUACCAUGCAAAACUUGUUUCUUGUUGUGUACACUAAAUCAGGGCCAUCCCAAGUGUCUUUGUAUUUUAAACAAAAGUAUUUACAUAAAUUUUAAGACUCCAUAACUUAUUAAAUGCCAACUAAAGCUAAGUGUGUGUAGUGCUUUGGUAAGAGUGUUCACUUUUUACAAACAUUUGUUAUGUUUUUUUUGUAUAUAUUGAACUAUCUAAUAUAGUGUUGUAUAAAGUUAAGAGUUCAGUGGUAAUAAAAUAUUUAAAGCUACA